This is a messenger RNA of Lactuca sativa (garden lettuce), 438 nucleotides long. The record is from RefSeq and is a predicted model, not a curated record. Lineage: Eukaryota; Viridiplantae; Streptophyta; Magnoliopsida; Asterales; Asteraceae.
AUGCCUCGAAGAUACGUGCGCAAAAACAACAACACGCGACCACCACCACCACCGCCUCCGUCGGAGGUAAACUUUGCUGCAUUCCAGAUAGCAGUAUCGGCCAUAGUCACUGCGGCAUUAGCACAUAUCCACAAUGGAAACAAUGGAGGCGGAAAUGGUCAGGGAACAGGAAGCUCCAACCAUGGAAUGAAUCAUGGGGCCACGAAAGCAUGCACUUAUAAAGAUUUCUCUAAUGCAAAACCCCGAACAUUCAACGGAACUAGUGGGGGGAACGUGAUCGCAGCAAACCCUGAAACUUUCGAUAGUGCAAAACGUCUAGCUCAAAAGUUGUAUGAUCAUGGAAACAAGAAAGGCACCAAGACUACUGAGAAAAAAGCCAAGAAGGAAAGAGACAAGAAGAAGAAUUCGAGAAAAAAAGGAAAUGGGGACACUAUUUAG